Messenger RNA from Fusarium verticillioides 7600, 117 nucleotides. RefSeq lists its product as hypothetical. Bases 1 to 117 code for a protein of 38 amino acids. The record is from RefSeq and is a predicted model, not a curated record. NCBI's taxonomy places the organism in Eukaryota, Fungi, Ascomycota, Sordariomycetes, Hypocreales, Nectriaceae. The transcript has a single exon.
AUGGCUAUCUCCCAAGCUGUACCUGAGGCUGUAAGCCAAGGCGCGAGCUGCAAGUCGAAUGACGAAGCCAAGCCUGAGAACGAAAGCGGGAGGGAACAAACGACAGCGAUCGAAUAA